Acanthopagrus latus (yellowfin seabream) is the source of this 4899-nucleotide messenger RNA. RefSeq names its product tensin-3 (gene tns3.2). The record is from RefSeq and is a predicted model, not a curated record. The transcript has 27 exons. Gene Ontology annotation, molecular function: protein binding. Bases 125 to 3856 code for a protein of 1243 amino acids. NCBI's taxonomy places the organism in Eukaryota, Metazoa, Chordata, Actinopteri, Spariformes, Sparidae.
CUCCCUUUUAGUCAAGUCUCCUCCUUGUUUUCUGUUUCAGACUUUCACUCAUCAGGCUGUGAUUUUCACUUCUUGUUGUUUGUUGUAACACCAGCCAAGGGCACCCACGUGACUGACAUCAGUCAUGGAAGAGCCUCAGCGAAUAGAUCUGACCUACAUCACUGAACGCAUCAUCACCAUAUUCUGCCCCCCUGACUGUCCUGAGGACAUCUACCUGCAGAACCUGCGGGAGAUUCUUCUGCUGCUGCAGUCCAAGCAUGGACACAAAUACAUGCUCAUCAACCUCUCACAGAAGAAUGACACUCUCACCAGAAUGAACCACAAGGUUUUGGACACAGGCUGGGUGGAUCUCUUGGCUCCUGACCUGAAUCAGGUCUUCAGCGUCUGCACGGCAAUGGAGAACUGGCUGCAAACACACCCAAACCACGUCCUGGUGUUACACUGCAGGGGAGGUAAAGGUGGACUCGGAGUUCUGGUGGCCUCUUACAUCCACUUCAGCAACGUGUCAGCCAGUGCAGACCUUUCUCUCGACCACUUCUCCCUGAGGAGGUUCUACAACGACAAGUUGUCCACUCUGAUGACGCCGUCACAGAAACGGUAUGUGUGGAUGCUGGGCAGCAUGCUAAAGGGAGGACUGAGGAUGAGUCCAUCUCCAUCCUUCCUCCUCUGUGUUGUUCUUCACGGUCUCCCCAAAAUGAGACCAGAUGAAGGAUGUUGUCUCUUCCUGAGAGUCUACCAGAGUCUACAAGCUGUUUGCACAUCAGCAGUCUACCAUGUUAACGUAGCGCAGACAGACCGACUCUACUUUGUGCUCCAGCCAGCUCAGCUGCUAAAGGGAGACAUCAUGGUGGUUUGUUAUGACAAAAACAGCCGUUCAUCCAGCCGCCAGGUCGUCUUCCGUCUCCAGUUCCAUACGGGCCUCGUGCAGGGACAUACCCUCACCUUCUUCAAGGCGGACCUCGACUGUGCCAGUCAAGAUCCACGUUUCCCAGAAGAUGGAAAAGUGGAGCUUCUGCUCUCUGACAGCCCUGAAAAGAUUCGAGGCAGAGAGCUGUGGCACAACGGAGGCGCUGUGACGGUGGACUAUGACACCUUGGACCCUCUGGUGAGACGAGACUCGUAUCAAGACGCUUCUUCUCUUGAAACAGCUCCACCUCUGGUUCUGGACCCUGGUAAUGGCGGUUUGUAUGCUGGAGUGAGGAAGAAGAGUGGUGAGGAAGGGGUUUUGUUCUCUUUGACCACCAGCAGCCCAAACUGCAGUGAGCGGACUCCGUCUGCCAGCAGUGAUUCGGGCCUGUCUGUGGCCUCACAGGGACGGACCGGAGCAGGGCACAAGAGUAGGCCUGCGUGGGAAAAGAGCGCCCAGAUACGGAAGCUGGUCACUGGGCUGGACUUCGAGAUUGCUCAGCCUCUUUUGGAGGUCAUGGCUGAGCUUGCUGCCAAUGGGGAGAGGGGGGUCUCUGGGAAUGAGUCUGAACUGGGGCAAACUGUCAGUGGAGAGGCUUUAUCUGGCGAGAGGGAGACUGAUAUAUUAGAUGAUGAGGAUGAAUUAGACGGUGAAGCAGCUUCUGCUGUCGACCUGCCGAGCUCCAGCAGCGUCUGCUCGCUUUCCUCCGACAGCCUGCCUGGGACUCAGACUGAGUACUCCACACAGUCCUGGGUUCAGCAGCAGCAGGUUGAUGUCAUCACUGAGAAAGACCCUGCAGUUGAUGGGGGACAGAGGGUGAGCAGGAUGAAAAAAGAGAAGCCUCCAUCCCUGGUAGCUCCUGAUGCACCAAGUCGAGGAACAAGCAGCAGGGAGGCAGUGCAGAGAGGACUGGUGGACGAGGACGGCACACAAAACACACAAGUGAUGCACAACAUACAGUCCCUCAAUAACACACACAUGUCGUCUUGCGACGAUGAUGACUUGGCAUCGUUAACCACAGACAUUGAUGAGUCCAUAGAGCAGCUGAACCAGCUGAUUUUGGAUUUGGACCCCACCUUUAUUCCUGUUCCCACCCGCUGUGCUCCGCUGUCCCGCUCGGCCUCCCUCCACACCAAUGGCCUCAGCCACAAAGGAGACACCCAUCAGUCGGGCUGGAGGCAGCAGAAGCAGGUCAGUGACGUGGUGGACUACGCUGGUCUCCAUAGUCCAGGAUGGAGAGGGGCUGGUUCUCAGAGCUUCAGAGGCCAAGAGGUGCACAGUCCUUCCUUCUCACAAACUCAGCAUCUCUACAAAACCAACAGUGUGGACUAUCGGGGACACACUGACAUCGUCCCUCCUACUCCGGCCUUCCCUGUGUCUCCUCCGACGCCCUACGUGAAACAUUUCUCAGACUUUUCCCAGCUCAGGAUGGGCAGGCAGUGGGACCAACAGAGCUGGACACAAGAUUCCAGGAGUUUCCUGGACAGCAUGAACCACUCCGCCAGCUCCACAGAUGGAGAGCUCUUCAGAUCAGAUGUGUCGGUCACUCCCGCUUCCUGUCAGAGGAUCUUUGGUUCCAUGUGCUCGGUGUCGUCAGAGAGCCCCCUCCCACAAACAGACAGCUCCACCCCUCCUUCUGUGUGGCACGACCGGACUCCAAACUCCCAGAACUCCCCAUACCCCCCCCAGCCCUCACCUCCUCUCUCCCUUAGCACUCCCAAUGCCCACAGCUCUCCCCGGGGGGCCCUGAAAGGCCUGGGUGGUGGUGUGGGUGUCCACAGGGAGACGGACAGCACAGACUUGUCCUCAUUGUUGUUGGGGAACGGCAGCCUGGAGCACAGCCUGCUGGAGGCUGUGGAGGGCCUUGAAGGUCUGAACCUCGGGGGACACGGGGGCCUCCCUCCGCUGCUGCCUGAGAAGAGGAGAGGUGAGGGGGGAGAGCUUGGCUCCCAGUCCCCCUCUCUAAGUGGGUUUUCCAGUCCUCACAGUGGCAGUAGUCUCAGCAUCCCAUUCUCAUCCCCGAUGACCCCUGACCCCUUUAGAGGACUCAGUGGGGCCCCGUCACCAGGAGCAGAGUUUGGCAGUAAGCAGGACACUGUGAAGUUUGUUCAGGACACGUCCAAGUUCUGGUACAAGCCUGACAUUUCCAGAGACCAAGCCAUCGCGGUGCUAAAGGACAAAGAGCCGGGCUCGUUCAUCGUCAGGGACAGUCACUCAUUUCGUGGGGCAUAUGGGUUGGCCAUGAAAGUGGCCACGCCCCCGCCAUCUGUAAUACAACAGAGUAAGAAAGGGGACCUGUCCAAUGAGCUGGUGAGACACUUCCUGAUAGAGUGCACGCAGAAAGGCGUUCGUCUGAAAGGCUGUCCCAAUGAGCCGUACUUCGGAAGUCUCACAGCUCUCGUCUGUCAGCACUCCAUCACUCCUCUGGCUCUGCCCUGCAAACUCAUCCUGCCUGACAGAGACCCGGUGGAGGAUCUGAACGACUCGUCUGCACAGACAUCGACAAACUCAGCUGCUGAACUCCUCAAACAGGGAGCAGCAUGUAACGUGUGGUACCUGGGCUCUGUGUCGCUGGAGUCUCUGACGGGACAUCAAGCGGUGCAGAAGGCGACCACACAGACGCUCUCCAUGGACCCCCCACCGGCGUCCACCGUCGUCCACUUCAAAGUGUCGGCUCAGGGGAUCACGCUCACCGACAACCAGAGGAAGCUGUUCUUCAGGAGACAUUACGCUGUGAACACGGUCAUCUUCUGUUCUCUGGACCCACAGGGCAGGAAAUGGACAAGAGACAGUGGCUCCACUGCAAAGAUCUUUGGAUUUGUUGCCAGGAAAUCGCAGAGUGAGACUGAAAAUAUGUGCCAUCUAUUCGCUGAGCACGACCCUGAGCAGCCGGCGAGCGCCAUCGUCAACUUUGUCUCGAAAGUCAUGAUCGGGUCACAUAAGAAGUAAAGAGAAAGAGACUUGCUGCAGAGUGAAGAACCAACUUUUCUUCCCAAAAAAUGAUGUAGCCUCAUACUCCUGAACCUGGUCCUGUCGGUCCAUCCUUCAGAAUAAACUGGUAUAUAUUGUACUGACUGCAGUCCGGGAUGCUGCCACAAGAGGGAGACAAGACUGUCAUGUAUAAAGUUUAACCCAUCAACUGGAGGCUGUGACUACUGGCUGAGAUGCAUCUCUGGAAAUAAUUGUAUAAAAUUUGUAACAAAAAAGAAAAGAUACUUUUCUCAACUGGAUCUAGUAUGACAAUCAGAUUUUGUCACCUGUGUCUUCAAACUUACCGUUAAUGCACCAUAUUACACUGACAAAAAUAACACAUUUAUAGUGGAACAUAUAAUCUAAACAUAAACACAUAUUUAUGUGUAGAUCAUGACUAUAACUCUGAAACCUUUUCUUUUUGGUUAAAAUGUGUGCAUCAGGUUUCAACAACAUUUAUGUGCAAACCACUGGCCCAGUUUUAGUCUUUAAAACAAAACGACUGUCAUGUGACAAAGCCAAAUGUGGUUGCCUUGUACUCAAGAUGAAUUGAUUGUGUUGUGUUUAUAGUAUUUAUCCCUUUUUACAGAUGCGUAAAAGUCUCUUUUUCCUAAAUAUAUCUUUCAUAUAUUUUUGUAUAUUAACACAAACUGCACAUUAGGAUGAAAGGCAGCGUACCUCAGAAUGUAUGUAUGUAAUGUAACAUAUUGUUGUAGGAAGAUUAAGAUAUAGUGUUUUACUCACCAGUAAGAUACUGCAUAAGCAGCCCGUGUAUACUUGUACUACUAAUAUAGAUGUCGAUAUGUUCCUUAACAGUAACAGUAAUGCAGAUUUAUGUACAGUUAUUGUGCCAAUCAUAUUUUCUCCAAUGAGAGAUCAAAUACACACACUGUGAUAAAAGUCAGACAUUUGAGUCCUCCUCGGUAUUUUUUUCCAUUCACAGCUUCCUCAGAAAUCAUGUGUUGCUGAAGUGAACAUUGAUCAGACGUCUUAUUAAAGCACCAAAGGUAUUUGGAUGUACA